This is a messenger RNA of Physella acuta, 2142 nucleotides long. Its product is annotated as cytochrome P450 4d1. Gene Ontology annotation, molecular function: heme binding; oxidoreductase activity, acting on paired donors, with incorporation or reduction of molecular oxygen; monooxygenase activity. Lineage: Eukaryota; Metazoa; Mollusca; Gastropoda; Physidae. The record is from RefSeq and is a predicted model, not a curated record.
UAUAUACUACUAUAUAGGCCAGAAAUUAACUUAAAAAUACAGUGUUUGCUUGCAAGAUUUGCUGUUAUAAACAUCGUCCAUCUGUAAGUAAGUGUGGUUUCCCCUGAAUCUCGAACUAUAAUUUUACCAAAAAAAAAAAACUUAAACAAGAUGGCUGCUAAAAGUAAAUGAGCUUGGCUGCAUCUGAUAAAAACAUCGCUAGUCAUUAUUUUUACUGACACGUUUUAAUACAAUUGGUACAUUAAUCAUUUGUUAAUGAAACUUUGAAACAUUUUUGUAACUUUCAAAACAAAUCCUCUUAAAAAUGUGAAAUAAUUACUAAAAUUUAAUGAGUCACCUUUUUUUCACAUUACUAGUCUCGGCCAAUUUUACAUACUUAAAACAAUAGAUUACCUUAAUUUCAUAUUAUUAAUGUUAGCCAUUAUGGCCCAUAAAGCCUAAUAAAUUUAAUAAUCUUAAGUAGUAAUAGUGUAGUUAAGUGUAGACCUAUACUUACUAUACUAGAUCCAUCUAUAUAUUCUAUAAACUAUAAAUAUAUAUUAACUAAUUUAACUUAGGCCUAUGGCUAUUGCCUAUAAUUUUUUUAACUAUAGUGGAUAGACUGUAGAAAUAUACUUUUCCUUCACAGGUUAAUGUGUUAAAAACAGUAACCAAAACAUGAAUCGCAUCAGAGAAUCCCCUCUGGCAUAUCUAGCUGCUGCUGCUGCUACCUGGUACAUCUACAAAAUAUUCAUCAAACCAUUUCUCUCCCCCAUCAGAAAGAUUCCCGGAAGACCAUAUAAACCGUUUAUUGGCAACAUGCUAGAAGCCUUACACGAAGAGGCCAUGAACAACACGAUUAAUUGGAUGGUAGAGUACAAAUCCAGAAUUAUCCGGUUCUACUUUUUAGGUGGAGAAGGAAGGGUACUAGUAGGUGACCCGGAGAUGGCGAGAUAUAUCAUGGUUACAAACAGCAAAAAUUACAUCCAUGCUUCCUCCAGUCUGCUGGCAAAUAUUGUUCCCGGGUUUUUACUUCUUCUAAAUGGAGAGGAGCACCAUGUAUUGAGAAAACAUUUAAAUCCUGCCUUUAAUAGCCAUACUGUCAAUGAUUUCAUCCCUGUGUUUGAAAAAACAACAAGGAAAGUUGUUGCCCUUUGGGAAACUGCCAUGAGAAACAAGGGAGACAACUCGGUUAUUGUUGCAGCACAGACUUACAUGAGCAGACUUACUCUAGAGGCGAUGUGCCUGUGUGGAUUUGAUUAUGAGAUCAACUCAGUGGAUGAACCUGAUCAUUGUGGGGCCCAGAGCUUUCAGCGCUUGUUGCAAGGUUUUGAGAUCAGAUUGUCACGUUUAUUGCCCUUACAAUGGCUGCCAACCAAAGCAAACAGACAAGCCUGGGCGGACGUGAAGUUUUUUUACUCCACAAUAAAAGAUGUCAUAGCCCAGAAGAGAGAGAAGAUUGAAAAUGGUGAUACCUCAAGAGACUUGCUCUCUCGGCUAAUCCAGAUCAGGGAUGAUAAGGGAAGUGGCUUGAGUGACCGGAGUUUGUUCUCUCAAGUUGGUGGCUUUUUGUUUGCAGGGUUUGAGACCACAAGCAUGAACCUGACAUGGACACUUCUUAUGCUGGCUGAGCACCCAGAAGUCCAAGAGAAAGCCAGACAGGAAGUCAUGUCACUUCUGCCUGACCAGUCCACACCACUGACCACUAAGAUUGUUGAUAAUUUAAUCUACUUAACCUGUGUUAUUAAAGAAUCCUUAAGAUUAUUUCCACCAGUUUCUGUGGUUUUUCGACAAGCACUCCAAGACGAUUAUCUUGGUGGCUAUUUAAUACCCGCUGGUACAAAAGUUGGCGUCAGCAUAGGUGCACUACACAGGUUGCCAGAAAACUGGUCCAACCCAACAGCCUUUAUCCCAGAAAGGUUUCUGGAACCCUACGACCCCUACAAGUUCCUGCCAUUCAACGCGGGGCCCUACAUGUGCAUCGGCCACAUUUUCUCCCUGACUGAGAGCAAGGCGGUGUUGGCGCUGCUACUGCGCCACUUUGUGCUGGAGCUUCCCGCAGGGUACAAGUACCGCAGGAUUCGUCGUCUGACCAUCCAGCCUCACCCACCCCUUCAGCUGACCCUUAGGCCUGUUCAGUGCUCAUAACUUUUUCAGUUUUAU